Messenger RNA from Macaca mulatta (Rhesus monkey), 2120 nucleotides. The record is from RefSeq and is a predicted model, not a curated record. Lineage: Eukaryota; Metazoa; Chordata; Mammalia; Primates; Cercopithecidae.
GCAGGCUACUGGGCUCUGCCCACACACCUACCAGGCUCGGUUCCUAAAAGCCAGCUCGGAGCAAUCCCCUUGGGUUGGAGCCAAAUCCCUGAUGUGAUUUUAAGGAAGACCAGCAGGUCCGGGUCUCCAGGGGUCAACCCCACACACAUCCCCCGCACUUUCCUGCAUGUAGGCCUGCGGGCGUAGAGGGCGUGGAAUUCACACCCUCCCCACCCAUCCGCAGGGGUCUCCUGGGAGGAACCCACAGGCGAUGGGAACCCUGAAGCUGGGCUACGGUGUCCGCCCGAGCCUUUUCUUAAAUGCGCCAACCCCGGAAGCGGGGCAUCCAAGGGAGCGAGCGACGGGCCACGCACGUCCUGGCGUUCAGUACGGGGCAGCUUCUCCGGCUGGUGGGAGGGUGGGGAGCCUCUCAGGCAGGGUGGCAACCAACUAUAUCUGAGGACCAGAGCCAUUUUGGGGCACCAGAACUUGUGACCUCUCCAUCUCCACCCAGCUGGGUCCAGGGGCCACUCUCAGCACCCACCUCAGCAGCUGACAUCGUAAGGCAGACUUGGGAACCUGGAAGCACUCUGGAGAACCUUUUCCUGAGACAUGGAGCUUUGGGGCCGUAUGCUGUGGGCCCUCCUGUCUGGCCCAGGGAGAGGGGGAAGUACCCUCGGCUGGGCCUUCAGCUCAUGGCAACCCCAACCACCUCUGGCUGGGUUAUCCAGUGCCACAGAACUGGUCAGCCACUGGACUAGGGUCUUUGAGAAAAGAGGUAUCCCUGAGGCCCGGGAAUCCAUUUCAGAGCCUGAGGCCGGCACUUUGGACCCAGCCCUUGACCUCUCAGCAACUACAGUGUAUCCGGGAGCUGAGUAGCCGUCGAUUGCAGAGGCAUGGUCCUAUUGGUCCUGGCUCUGUCAAUGAUGACCACCCGGCUGCCCCCUCUGCAGGAUGCCGGUGCAGUACAUCCUUGGAGAGUGGGACUUUCAGGGGCUCAGCCUGAGGAUGGUGCCCCCAGUGUUUAUUCCUCGGCCAGAAACAGAGCCACAUCGGGGGAUGCCUUACCAAGAACUCAAGAGGACGUGGCCUGUGGCAGAGAGUGGUGAGAAUGGGUGCAGAGGAUGGUGUCUGAUGAAGGAGGAGUCUGAAGUGCAAACUUGCAGGAGGCAUGUGACCAAAGAGGCUUGGAACAGGGAGGUUUGCACCUGCUGGCCAAGUUCUGCCUGGCUUGGACUUGCCAUCCUCAGGGAACUGGUUGAGUGGGUGCUGGAAGAGGUGGCCCAGAGGUCCUAUGCUGUGGGAUCCCCAGGCAGCCCCCUCAUUCUGGAGGUAGGCUGUGGAUCGGGAGCCAUCUCCCUCAGCCUGCUGAGCCAGCUCCCUCAGAGCCGAGUCAUUGCUGUGGAUAAGGGGGAAGCUGCCAUCUCUCUGACCCAUGAGAACGCUCAGAGGCUUCAGUUGCAGGACAGGAUUUGGAUCAUCCACCUCGACAUGACCUCAGAAAGGAGCUGGACACACUUGCCCUGGGGCCCUGUGGACCUGGUCAUCAGCAACCCUCCCUACAUCUUCCACCAGGACAUGGAACAGCUGGCCCCCGAGAUCCGCAGCUAUGAAGACCCUGCGGCCCUGGACGGUGGGGAGGAGGGCAUGGACAUCAUUACCCACAUCCUGGCCCUGGCACCCCGGCUCCUGAAGGACUCUGGUAGUAUCUUCUUAGAAGUGGACCCAAGGCACCCGGAGCUUGUCAGCAGCUGGCUUCAGAGCCGGCCUGAACUGUACCUUAAUCUUGUGGCUGUGCGCAAGGACUUCUGUGGGAGGUCCCGGUUCCUGCAUAUCCAGAGGUCUAGGCCAUAGUGUGGCUGCCCUGUGGAUGCCUUGUCAGUGGCGCCAGCCUGACCGGAGGGAGGUGGAUGGCACUUUCCAGAACCCAAGUGCUUAUGGCAUUUCCCAAGGUUCUGUGAUUUCCCCAUGCUCUGCAUUUCUAGGAUAUUUCUAGGACACCUGGGUAGACCCAAGUUCUCAGUCUGGCUCCAUCACAUCAGGGUGGCCGAGGGCAGUUGCUGUGUGUUGGUGAAAUAGAUGUGGGAGUAUUGGGGGAUAUGGCCAGUAAAGUAUUGAGAGAUUAACAAAUGGUGACCUAA